Messenger RNA from Pseudoliparis swirei, 1081 nucleotides. RefSeq names its product gamma-crystallin M3-like. The transcript has 4 exons. Lineage: Eukaryota; Metazoa; Chordata; Actinopteri; Perciformes; Liparidae. The record is from RefSeq and is a predicted model, not a curated record. Bases 466 to 1020 code for a protein of 184 amino acids. Gene Ontology annotation, biological process: lens development in camera-type eye; visual perception. Gene Ontology annotation, molecular function: structural constituent of eye lens.
AGAUAGAACCCCAAUUGGGUAUAAAGCCCAUUUAAGAUGGUCAUUUUGUAAGAUAAGGCGUUAAGUUUCAACCAAGGAACCCAACAGGCCACACGUUGGCUUUCACAAGCCGCUUGAUGUCCCUAGGAAAAGAUGUUCACUUACAGGGCAUGUAAAGAAACAGUGGGGUCAGAAACCGUGUCUUUGAUACUGGCUAUCUUGAGAUUGGAAAAGCUUUACGAAAAGAAAGACCACACCACUGACCUUCUUUUCAAAGUUCCACUGAGCAACACCGACAUCAUCCCUCAUCUCCAUGUGUUCAGUUCUGUGCUUCUAUUGGUCACCGUGGCAACACGUGGAAUCGUUUUGUCAGGACCUCGUGAGGCAGUGUCAGUUGUCAUGGACUAGAAGGUCCGGUAUAAAAAGGAGAGGUUUGAACCAGGUAGAUACACAGUUCAGGAGCAACACAGCACAUCUACAGCCAGCAUGAGCAACACCGGCACGAACAUGAGGGGCAAGAUCACCUUCUACGAGGAGAAGAACUUCCAGGGCCGCUCUUAUGAGUGCAUGAACGACUGCUCGGACAUGUCCUCCUACCUGAGCAGGUGCCAGUCCUGCAGGGUGGAGAGCGGCUGCUUCAUGGUGUACGACCGCACCAACUACAUGGGGAACCAGUACUACAUGAGGAGGGGCGACUACUCCGACUACCAGAACUGGAUGGGCAUGAGCAGUGGCGUCAGGUCUUGCCGUAUGAUCCCCAUGCACAGGGGACAGUUCAGGAUGAAGAUCUACGAGAGGGAGAGCUUCGGCGGUCAGAGUCACGAGAUGAUGGACGACUGCGACAACAUCAUGGACCGCUACCGCAUGAACGACUGCCAGUCAUGCCACGUGAUGGACGGCCACUGGCUGAUGUACGAGCAGCCCCAGUACAGAGGCAAGAUGAUGUACAUGAGGCCCGGAGAGUACAGGAGCUUCAGGGACAUGGGCAUGAGCGGCAUGAGGUUCAUGAGCAUGAGGCGCAUCACUGAUUCCUGCAACUAAAUGAUCACAAAAUGUCUCUUGAAUGUAUCAAAAGCCAAUAAAUGAAUAAUUUCUAAACAUC